This is a messenger RNA of Brassica rapa (field mustard), 4205 nucleotides long. RefSeq lists its product as uncharacterized. The record is from RefSeq and is a predicted model, not a curated record. Gene Ontology annotation, biological process: DNA repair; telomere maintenance. NCBI's taxonomy places the organism in Eukaryota, Viridiplantae, Streptophyta, Magnoliopsida, Brassicales, Brassicaceae. Gene Ontology annotation, molecular function: DNA helicase activity.
AAAGCAAGGAAAGAAGAACUUAGGAAAAAAGUUAUACAGGCACUAACGGCUAUGCUAGACGAGUGCAACCCCUAUGUCCAUCAAUUUAGAUCAGCACGUGAUCGAUUUGACACUAAUCCUGACCAGACAUUUCAUAUGCGUAUCAUUAGUAGUCGAGAGAAAGAUGGAAGAACAUAUGAUACUCCUACCGCAUCUGAAGUAGCUGCACUAAUUCCUGGAGAUUUCAAUUUGGACAUGGAUAAAAGAGAUAUUGUUUUGCAAGAGAAACAGACGGGAUGGCUUAAGAGGAUUAGUGAAAUUCACCCUGCUUAUCUGGCUCUUCAAUAUCCUCUAAUCUUUACUUAUGGUGAAGAUGGGUUCAGACUUGGGAUUCAAAAGAGGGAAACGGAGGCAACAGCAAAGCUAAAGAGGAAGGCACUCAGCAUGAGACAAUGGUAUGCGUUUCGUUUACAAGAAAGAGAGAAUGAGUGUCAUACUCUUCUCCAUUCGAGGAGAUUGUUUCAGCAAUUUUUGGUCGAUGGUUAUACAACAAUUGAGGCGAACAGGCUGUUUUAUCUUAGAAUGAACCAGAAAAGUCUCAGAUCGGACAGCUAUGACUCUAUCCAACAAGCUGAAAACUCUGGCAAAACAGAUAUGCAUGAGCAAGGGAGUCGAUUUGUGCUACCAGCAUCGUUUACGGGAGGAGCAAGAUACAUGAAGAAUAUGUAUUUAGAUGCCAUGGCGAUCUGUAAAUAUUUUGGGUUUCCUGAUUACUUUAUAACAUUUACGUGCAAUCCUAAAUGGCCGGAGAUCACCAGGCAUCUACAACCCAGAAAGCUUAGUGCUGAAGAUAGGCCAGAGAUUCUCUCCAGAAUCUUUAAAAUCAAAUUGGAAUCUCUCAUGACAGAUUUAACAGAUAAACAACUUUUGGGGAAGACAUCUUCGGCAAUGUAUACGAUUGAGUUCCAGAAACGUGGCCUACCCCAUGCACACAUUCUGUUAUUCAUGCAUCCUAAUUCCAAGAUUAGAACAAACGAUGACAUUGACAAAAUCAUCUCAGCCGAAAUUCCAGAUAAAGAAAAAGAGCCAGAGCUUUAUGAAGUGGUUAAGGACAUGAUGAUCCAUGGUCCUUGUGGAGCUGUUAAUGUGAACUCUCCGUGCAUGGAAAAUGGGCAAUGUUCAAAGCAGUAUCCUAAGACACAUGUUGAAAAAACAUUUGUGAACAAGGAAGGAUUUCCAGUUUAUAGAAGAAGGAAAGAGGGGAAUGGAUUUAUAGAGAAAAAAGGAUUCAAGUGUGACAACACCCAUGUCAUCCCUUAUAACAAGGAGUUGUCUCUUCGUUAUCGAGCUCACAUUAAUGUGGAAUGGUGCAAUCAGAAUGGUGCUGUAAAAUACUUAUUCAAGUAUAUUAAUAAAGGGCAGGAUCGUGUUACUGUUGCUGUUGAACCUCCGGAUAAUGGUUCGUCGAAAGAAAAUAAUGUGACUGCGCCUAAUUCUGAGACUUGCACAAAUACAGCUUCAAAAGAAGAGAAUAAAAAUGAGAUCAAAGACUUUUUUAACUGCAGAUAUGUAUCUGCAAGUGAAGGUGGAUGGAGGAUCUUUCAGUUCCCAAUACAUUAUAGAUCAACUCCAGUUGAGAGAAUACAAUUCCACCUACCAGGAAAACAGAUCAUUGUUUUUAAGGAUGAUGACACAUACGAAAAAGUGACCAGCCGAAAGCUCAUUGAAAAUACUAUGUUUAUGGGCUGGUUCGAAUUGUGCAAGGUUAGUGAAGUUGCUCGGACUCUGACUUUAGCUGAGAUUCCAACAAUGUUUACUUGGAAUAAAAAGGAGAAGAAGUUUUAUGAUAGAAAGAAAGGAUUUAGUAUUGGGAGAAUCAAUUAUGCACCACGUAAGAUAGAAGAAGCUUACUACAUGCGUGUCUUGCUAAACAUUGUUAAAGGUCCGUUUGAGGAUAAGGACAUAAGAACUUUCAACGGUUUUGUUUAUGAAACAUAUAAAGAGACAUGUUUUGCAAGAGGGCUACUUGAAGAUGAUCAAGAAUAUAUUGAUGAGCUUGUGAGGACAAGUUUUACUGGUUCGGCAUCAUACAUGCGCCAUGCAUUUGUGAUCAUGUUAAUGUCUGGUACUUUGUCAAAGCCUGAAGAGGUGUGGGAGAAAACUUGGGAAUUCCUUUCUGAGGACAUUCAAUAUAAACGAAGACAGCAACUGCAUCGACCAGGUAAUAUAUGUUCUUAUUUGAGUCUGAUUGCGUCGAUUCGGUUACUAAAAUACCACUUAAACGAUUUUGAACUUGUGACACAUGCAGAUCUUUGUUUGUCGGAUGAAGAAAAAAAAGAAGCAGCCCUUAUAGAGAUCGAAAAGAUUUUAAAAAGUAAUGGAACUUCAUUGGCUAACUGGACCUCUAUGCCACAGCCAAUCCCAGACAUCAUUAAUGAAAACGUGCUGAUUAUGGAUGAGCUCAGUUACAACCGGGAGGAGUUAAAAGCUGAUCAUGAUCGUGACUUUCCAAAACUCACUGAUGAGCAAAGGAAAAUCUAUGAUGAGAUUACCGAUGCUGUUUUUACUAAGAAAGGAGGUGUGUUUUUUGUUUAUGGGUUUGGUGGAACUGGAAAAACCUUCUUGUGGAAGCUGCUUUCUGCUGCUAUCAGAAUGAGGGGUGAAAUCUGUCUGAAUGUGGCAUCAAGUGGAAUAGCUUCUCUAUUGCUACCAGGAGGAAGAACAGCACAUUCUAGAUUCGGGAUUCCUAUAAACCCAGAUGAGUUUUCUUAUUGCAAUCUGGUACCAGGAACUGAUCAGGCGGAUUUGGUGAAAGCAGCCUCUCUUAUCAUCUGGGACGAAGCUCCAAUGAUGAGUAAGCACUGUUUUGAAUCUUUGGAUAGAAGCAUGGCAGAUAUCAUUGGAAACAAAGAUAACAGACCAUUUGCCGGGAAAGUAGUUGUCUUGGGUGGAGAUUUUAGACAAGUACUGCCAGUUAUUCACGGAGCUGGAAGGCCGGAAAUAGUUAUGGAGUCACUUAAUUCUUCUUAUCUCUGGAAGCAUGUAAAAGUUUUAGAGCUAACAAAGAACAUGAGGCUGAUGUCAAAUGAUCUCACACCUGAAGAUGCAAAAGAAUUACAAGAGUUUUCGCAGUGGAUUUUAGAUGUUGGAGAUGGAAAAAUUGGUGAUGGAAACGAUGGCGAAGCUCUAAUCACUAUUCCAGAUGAGUUUUUGAUUCUUGAUGCUGAUGAUCCAAUAGAUUCUAUAAGCAAAGCGGUGUAUGGGGAUGCUGUUUCUUUACUGCAGCAUAGAGAACCUAAGUUUUUUCAAGAAAGAGCAAUACUUUGUCCUACUAAUGAAGAUGUGAACAUGAUUAAUCAGCAUAUGUUGGACAAGCUGCCAGGUGAGGAAAAGUUCUAUUUGAGCUCUGAUUCUAUAGACUCUUCAGACAGGUUUUCAAAGAAUGACCAAGCUCUUACUCCAGAUUUUCUGAACAAAAUCAAGGCAUCUGGUUUACCUAACCAUAGUCUCAGAUUGAAGAUUGGGUGUCCUGUGAUGUUGCUUAGAAACAUUGAUCCUAUAGGGGGACUAAUGAACGGUACUAGACUCCAGAUUACAGAAAUGUAUGACUUCAUGAUACAGGCUAAAGUCAUUACAGGGGAAAAGGUCGGUCACACUGUUUUUCUUCCUAGACUCUCAAUAACACCUUCUGAUAAAAAACUGCCGUUCAAGAUGAGGAGGAGACAACUACCUAUUGCUGUGGCAUUUGCUAUAACAAUCAAUAAAAGCCAAGGUCAAUCACUUUCGGAGGUUGGUUUGUUUCUACCGAGACCUGUUUUCUCUCAUGGGCAGCUAUAUGUGGCUAUUUCUAGAGUGACUUCUAAAAAAGGACUGAAGAUUUUGAUUGUCGACCCUGAAGGCAAGCCUCAGCGUCAAACAAUGAAUGUGGUAUUCAAAGAGAUAUUCUCGAAUCUUUGAUUUUCGUUUUGCAUUUGUUUCUCAGGACAAGUUAUACUACUUCCAAUUUGAUACUGCUAUUUAUUUACUUUUAAGCAAAACAAUUUGUUUCAAAUGAGUUUUUUACAUUAAGGAUAUUGUAGGAAUUUGAACAAUUCAAACAGUCCAUCAAACAGACAAAAAAAAACACCACAAUUCAAUCAGCAUUCAUCAAACAAUCUCCGGUUUUUAUCCUAACUACCAGUAUCAGUUCGCAAUCUAAUCUAUACAAUUUGAUCCUUCUAAAAUGC